Messenger RNA from Rotaria sp. Silwood1, 342 nucleotides. The record is from the annotation of a GenBank genome assembly. NCBI's taxonomy places the organism in Eukaryota, Metazoa, Rotifera, Eurotatoria, Philodinida, Philodinidae.
AUGAAAGAAGAUGAACAACACAGUUUGGUACUCGUAUCUUUCAUUAUCUAUACACAACAAGAAACAGCAGUACCAUCAUCCAAUGAACAACUUCCAUUAGACAAACGUCGUAUUGAUCCUAAUGUACGUACAUCUAUUCCACUUUUUCGUGGAUCAAAUUUACGCAUUUUUGUUCGCAAACGUCCAUUUCAUGCUGUUCCGGAACAUUUUGCCAUACGACGAAAAGAACCUUCAACAUCCGCUAGCAGUGAAAAUAUUUGGGCUUCACUAUUAAGAAAUAAUGAACAAUAUCAACGUCGUUUCGACGAUUAUUCAGAAAAUCCAGGUCCCAUGUUUGGUUGA